Messenger RNA from Morone saxatilis (striped sea-bass), 1472 nucleotides. Its product is annotated as tenascin-like. The record is from RefSeq and is a predicted model, not a curated record. Lineage: Eukaryota; Metazoa; Chordata; Actinopteri; Moronidae. Gene Ontology annotation, molecular function: protein binding.
GGACGCUCCCACAGACCUGCAGACAGUGGAGCUGACGGACGAGAGCAUCACUCUCCAGUGGAAGAACAGCCAGGCUCAGGUGAACAACUACCGCAUCAAGUAUGGACCUCUGUCUGGAGGUGAGCAUGGAGAGCUGCUCUUCCCCCCAGGACCCAAGGACAGCACCCAGGCCAAGAUCAGCGGCCUGAGACCUGGCACAGAGUAUGGGAUGGGUGUGACAGCGGUGAAAGAUGAGCGGGAGAGUCUGCCGACGACCACCAACACAGUGACUGCCCUGGAUGCUCCCAAGGACCUGACCGUUGCAGAGGUGACAGAGACCACCAUGUUGCUGGAGUGGAAACACCCCCUGGCCAAACUGGACUCUUUCAGACUGGUGUAUUUAUCUGCCGAUGGCCACAGGACUGAGGUCAUGGUCCCUGGCACCUCAGAGUCUUACACCCUGAGGGGCCUUACACCUGGCAUGCUGUACACCAUCAGCAUCACUGCCGAAAGGGGUCGCAGGGCCAGUGCACCCACCACAAUCUCAGCACCCACAGAGGAGGAGAAGCCUGUGGUGACCAACGUCACCAUAAGCCAAGUAUCGUGGGACAGCUUCCUCCUGUCCUGGUCUGCCGAGGAUGGGGCCUUCCAGGCCUUUUUGAUUGAGGUUACUGACGCAGAGACGGGCAUUGAGUGGCAAAACCACACAGUGCCCGCUGAUGCUCUGAGCCUCACAAUCUCUGGCCUCUCCCCCACCACCUGGUACAGGGCCAAUCUGUACGGGUUGUACAGGGGGGCCUUCUUAGACCCUGUCUUUGCUGAGACCAUCACAGAGGCCGAACCAGAGGUGCAGGCUCUCCUAGUCUCCAAUGUCACCCCUGAGAGCUUUAGGCUGGCCUGGAUGACUGAAGAGGAUGCCUUUGACACCUUUGUCAUAAUGGUCAGCCAGGAAGAGGGCCCAGGUCAACCAAGAGAGCUAGUGCUGGGUGGCGAGGAGCGAAGCACAACCAUCACAGAUCUCAUUGAGGACACUGAGUAUAAAAUCGAAAUCUUUGGGCUCAUUUUGGGAAGAAGCUCCAAGUCUGUAAUGGAGGGGGUGAGAACAGACCUGGGCUCACCCAAGGGCAUCCGCUUCUCUGAUGUCACCGACACGUCGGCCACCGUUCACUGGGUGGUUCCAAGAGCUCGGGUGGACAGCUACAGGGUCACUUAUGUGCCCGCCCAUGGAGGUAAUGAUAAGACACUGGCAGUGGAUGGCUCCGAGUCUCAGACUGUACUGCCCAACCUGACCCCUGGGGUCACAUAUGAGGUCACUGUUGUCUCUAUCAAGGGUCAAAGGGAGAGUGAGCCAGGAUCAGACAGCAUCACCACAGCUCUGGAUAAGCCCCGUGGUCUGACUGCAGUCAACAUCACAGACACUGAAGCUCUGCUGCUCUGGCAGCCCGCCAUAGCCACCGUAGAUGGCUACGUCAUCACCUACAGUGCAGACUCAG